Molecule: messenger RNA, 2458 nt
Organism: Glycine soja
Lineage: Eukaryota; Viridiplantae; Streptophyta; Magnoliopsida; Fabales; Fabaceae
Product: CRM-domain containing factor CFM2, chloroplastic-like
Exons: 3
Coding region: 166-2127 (653 amino acids)
Molecular function (GO): RNA binding
Source: RefSeq, a predicted model, not a curated record
CUCUGCUUAAACCCCUUUUACUCUUUCACUUCAAAGUUCACAUCUUUACUUCACUCACCAACAAUCAUUGUCGCUCUUGUUUUUAAUCCAUUCCCUGCUAACUUUUUUUAUGUUGAUUAAUCACUGAAACAAUUUCAUCCUUUUCUAAUUUAUUUUGGUAUACUGAUGCAAUUUUAUCAGCAAAUCACUCGGUGUGUGUUGUGUCAGUGUUUUAAGGAAAAGGGGUUUAUUGUGAUUUAUUUUUUGUUCAGAAAUGUUCUACCUUCAGGUCUCACACCCGAGUGCGGCAACACUGUUAAAGUUGAAGAGGCAUACCAUAGAGUUGGUUUGUAUUGUUAUGUUAAGCAGUUGAAUCUUUUGAAUGGAUCGUUGUCCCGGGCAAUGUCAACUUCCAAAGGUAGGAGCAUGCGCAGCAAGGUGGAAAGGCGAAUGCAGAAAGAGUCUGGUAAGACUUUAAGGGAGAUUCGCAGAGCGAAAAAGUUGAAGAAGAAACUCAUGACUGAGGAGGAGAGGCUCAUUUACAAUCUCAAAAGAGCCAAGAAGAAAGUGGCAUUGCUUCUACAGAAACUCAAGAAGUAUGAGCUACCGGAGCUGCCUCCUCCUCGACAUGAUCCAGAACUCUUAACACCUGAACAGCUUCAGGCGUAUAAAAAAAUUGGAUUCAGGAAUAAGAACUAUGUCCCAGUUGGUGUUCGUGGUGUCUUUGGAGGAGUUGUUCAAAAUAUGCAUCUCCAUUGGAAGUUUCACGAGACUGUGCAAGUUUGUUGUGACAACUUCCCCAAGGAAAAAAUAAAAGAAAUGGCUUCAAUGCUUGCAAGAUUGAGUGGUGGGAUUGUGAUAAAUGUUCAUAAUGUGAAAACAAUCAUUAUGUUUCGUGGCAGAAAUUAUCGCCAACCCAAAAAUUUGAUACCUAUUAACACCCUUACAAAGAGGAAGGCUCUUUUCAAGGCCAGAUUUGAGCAAGCUCUUGAGUCUCAGAAGCUAAACAUAAAGAAAAUAGAACAGCAGCUUCGACGGAUGGGAGUAAAUCCUGAGGAUCCAGCUGCCAUGGCCAGCAUCCAGAGAGUUGCUUCCACAUUCUUCAAUGCCAUCGACCAGAAAGAAGGAAGCCCUUAUGUCUUCCGUGAAGGCAAGCAGUCAAUAAUAGAACCUGCUGAAGGUUUUGAAGAGUCAGAGCCUACAGCUGAUAGUGAUCAGGAAGAGCUAGAUCGGUUCAUUGCUGAGAUAGAGGAUGCGGCAGAUAAAGAAUAUGAAGCUGAAGAGGCAAAAGAAAAAGAAGAGUUUGGCAGAAUUAGAUACUGGAACAAAGAAGAAUUUGGUGGAAGAUACCGAAGAUCAGAUGCUUCUAGAAAUGAUGACCAUGAUGUUGAGGCUAGAGGCUCAAGGGUUUGGAAUACUACACAUCCUAAGCGUCAUGCUAUCGAUAGUGAUGAUGAAGAGAAUGCUCAUUCUGACAAUGAUGAUGAUGAUGAUGAUGAGGAGUGGCAUUUCAAUAAUAUUGCAGAUGCUAGUGAUCUUGACAGCAAUUCUGAUGAAUCUGAUGGAACUAGAGGUAAGUUCAAGGAAAGUAGGAGGAAAAGAGAGAAGCAGAAUAAUCCUGGUAUCAGUCGGGCCAGAGAUGACGAAAGUUCAAAUAGACAUGCAGGAGCUAAAUUUAGGAGGAAUAUGGCCAUAAAAGAUUCCGAAUCAGAAGGCAUGCUCAGUGAUGUUGAAAAUGCAAUGUGGGAGUCUGAGGAUGAGGAGCAAGAGAAUAAUGACUCAGGACAUUUGAGAAAGUUCAGUGGUAACUACAGGAGUAGUAGCAGUGAUGAUGAGUAUGCACAUCAAACAAUGAGUAACAAGAAGAGUGGUGUGAGGGAUCAUGAGAGUAAGGUUGGUGGUUCUGCUCAAUAUCACGAUAGUUUUGAUGCACCAAACAGUGUGAGAGGGAUGCAUGCAGUUAACAAAAUUGAUUCUGAAUCCAUAGAUGAAUUCAGCAGUUCAGAAAACUGGCUGUGGCCUUCAGAUGCUGAGGAGACUGGGGACUACCCUACAAAUCAAAAUAGUAAUAAUGUGAUCAAAAGUGAUAUCCCUAAGACUAAGAGGAGAACACCAAAAGAGACAGAUGAGGCAUGGGACAGUGACUAGCCCAGUAAAUGCAAGACGACAUUGCAUUGUGGUAAGCACUGCUUCACAAGAAAGACUUAGAACAAGUAAUUGGUCCAAACAAAAACAUGAAAUGAAGCCCAACAUACAGCUCGUUUAUUCAGUUCUCACACGGUGCUUCCUCUCAACACUGUCUCAUGUUAUCUGCUCAAAUGCAAAUGUGAUGUAUGUGGCAUGUUCUCAGUGAGAGUUUGAAGCAUCAGACUUUGACUAUCUGCAAAAGAAAUUUGUUCUUAGGCACUUUUUGUAGUCUAGGCAUUGAAUUAAUCAAUUGGAAUUGAAAGAGAUGUGGUUUAUUUAUUUGAAAGGUACA